CGGGUUCCCACCUCGGGCCACUGGAAGGAGUGCCCAUGGGUCUCCUCGGCCCGCCCAGCGCUCCGCCCACUUUCCCGGAGGUGGCCCUGCUGUUCCAGCGUCCUGGAGGCUUCGCUGCCAGGGGCCAGAUCCACCCGGACACUUAAAGACUCACUGCCCACUGAGCAGGAAACCUCUGGCCCCUGAAACAAUGGAUAAAUUUGACCUGAUUAAGAUCAUCGGGGAAGGCACCUUUGGGAAAGUAUACUUGGCAAAAUAUAAAACAGAAAGCAAUCACUGCGUCAUAAAAGAGAUCAAUUUUACAAAGGAAAAAGAUGCUUCACAGAAAGAAGUGAUUCUUCUGGCUCAGAUGAAGCAUCCCAACAUUGUAACCUUCUUCAGUUCCUUUCAAGAGAACAGCAGGCUGUUUAUUGUAAUGGAGUACUGUGAUGGAGGGGAUCUCAUGCAAAGGAUCCAGAGGCAGAGGGGAGAGUUAUUCAGUGAAGACCAGAUCCUGGGCUGGUUUGUGCAGAUUUCUCUAGGACUGAAGCAUAUUCACGACAGGAAGAUCUUGCACAGGGACAUAAAGUCUCAGAACAUCUUUCUUAGCAAGAAUGGAAAGGUGGCAAAGCUUGGGGACUUUGGAACAGCAAGGGCACUGAAUAAUUCCAUGGAACUUGCUCAGACGUGUGCUGGGACACCUUACUACCUGUCCCCAGAGAUCUGUCAGAACAGACCAUACAACAACAAAACGGAUAUUUGGUCUCUCGGGUGUGUCUUAUAUGAGCUCUGCACACUCAAGCAUCCUUUUGAGAGUAACAACUUACACCAUCUGGUUCUGAAGAUUUGUCAAGCACGUGUUGCUCCUAUAUCACCCCACUUUUCUCUUGACCUACAGUCCUUGAUACCUCAGCUCUUUAAAGUGUCUCCUCAGGAUCGACCAUCUAUUAAUUCUCUUUUGAAAAGGCCUUUUUUAGAAACUCUUAUUGCCCGAUACAUGUCUCCUGAGGUCCAUUCAAGAAAAAUUCAGCCCCAUGCUCAUGUGCAGAAUGCUGCUAUUCGCCUCACAACUCACUGGGGAGGUAGUCCAUGGUCUGCUGCGUAUCUUCAGAGGAGAUUUGAAGCUCAGCAAUAUAAGUUAAAAGUGGAAAGACAAUUGGGUCUUCGUCCACCUUCUACUGAGCCACAUCCCAACGGGAGAGAAAAGCUACAAAGCCACAGGGAGAAGACUCAACUCCAGGAGCUUCGGUACAGGAAGAACAGAAUGAAGGACCAGGAAUAUUGGAGACAGCUAGAGGAAAUCCGCCAACAGUACCACAGCGACAUGAAGGAAAUUAAAGAGAGGAUGGGGAGAGAGCUGAAGGAGAAUGCAGACCUCAGUCAUAAAACCUAUUUGGUGAAGAGGAGUCACCUGCCCUCCCACCCUGACGCAGCUGAGGAAGAAGCCUCGAUACAGAGAGGGGUAAAGUUUGAAAUUAGCCUAAAUAAGUGUAUUUCUGAAGAAGAUACCGUCCAAGAGAACGAGGCAAUGGAAAAACCAAAUGAUACCUUGGGCUUUGAAGAUGGCAUGCCGUUUCAGGAGUGCAGAGCUGUAAAGGAGCGUGAAAAUUACACAGACAGAGCCUUUGAAGAGCUCUGUGGCCCCGAAGCAGAGGGUCUCUUUCAGGAUGUCAUUGCUGUAGAGAACAGGAGGCAGUGGGAUGCCAGAGCACCUCAAACUCUGCUGCAGAUAAUGGCAACAGCAGAUAUCACCUCCCCCUGCCCCACUAUGCCUGAUGAUGGCCAAGUUAUUGUGAUGGAAGGUGGUCCAGAAAAUGGGAAGCCGUGGUGGUGUGAUGUGCCAGGGACCCUGAGUGCUUUGACAGCAGCACAUGCCUGCAGUAGCCCAUUGUCUGCCAGCGGAGGGGAACCUGUAGUAAUGGUAAAACCACAGCUUCCUCAAGAAGACCAGGACGAGGCAGAAAUAGCUGUGGGCACUGUAGUGGAUGAUGAACAAUUGGAACCACGAUUGGAUGGUGAUAUAAACUUUGAAGAAUCUGAAGAUGAGUUGAGAAGUGAAAUAAUAGAAUCCCUAGAAAAACUUGCAACUUCCACAGAAGAAAGGGAAGAGGCUUCCAGAUCCUCUAAGAAUGCUGAAAAGCCAGGAGAGAAAGAAAGCAUAAACUUGCCAGUCUAAAAACUCCAGCAAAGGUCUGGAAGCUGGUUUUGGCCUAUCUAAUCUGUAUUGCUAAGGCUACAGUUCAUCAAAUGCCAGUCAAAAUGUGCAAGCAUGGAUACUUUUCUCAUUGCCGGGGAUUCAUGUCCUUAAAGAAAAAUCCACUCUUACUGAUUUUAUACACUUUGCCCUGAUGAUGCUCUCGAGGGACAACUCUGAUGA
Onychomys torridus (southern grasshopper mouse) is the source of this 2356-nucleotide messenger RNA. It is a transcript of the gene Nek5, whose product is annotated as NIMA related kinase 5. Lineage: Eukaryota; Metazoa; Chordata; Mammalia; Rodentia; Cricetidae. The record is from RefSeq and is a predicted model, not a curated record. The transcript has 20 exons. Gene Ontology annotation, molecular function: protein kinase activity; ATP binding. Gene Ontology annotation, biological process: protein phosphorylation. Bases 191 to 2155 code for a protein of 654 amino acids.